AGAUGGCGGCGGGCGGCACGGCGCGGGGCCGGAGGCUCUCGGACACCCGCGGCCCCGCUCGCCCGGCCCGGCCACGGCCACGGCACCGGGCUCGGCGCUCCGCGGAGGCGGCCCCGGCAACGGACCCCGCACAGCCCGCGGGGGAAACAGCAGACACGGCGAGCCCGUGUUCAUCACAUGAAGCUGCUGAAGGACGACCUGCAAAGAGGAUGAAAUACGAAGAAAGCAAUCUAAAAUCAGAGCUAGAGGGACUCACGUGUGAAAGUGGAAACCUUGCUGCACUGGGGGAAACACCUAAAACAUCUGAUGGGGAUGGAGGUUCAGAAGAUCCAAGAGACAGCAGUGUAAUCCAACAGGAAAAAGAUGAAAGCAUCCCAGAGACUGACGAAGGGAAGCAGGAGAAGGAGCAUGGUGUUCCUCUGGAGCCACACACGGUGAAAUCCAGCGGUGCUCCAUUAAAAAUGGGUGGAUAUCUGCACCACUACCACGUGUUCAGUGAAGAGGAGAGCAGCUGUGGGAGCUUUGACGGGGCCACCUCGGAGGACGCGGAUCACCCGCGGAGGCCGAUGCUGCUGGAGCACAGCAGUGGCCUCUCGGAUGAGGACAGCAACCAGCCCAUGCCAGUGCACCGGUUCUUUGGAGAUGUUGAACUGCACCUCCCAGCAGUUGUGCUCCCGAGUGUGACGAGGAGCAGGCGAGAAGCCAGGAAGCUGCAUUUCAUUGCAAAGGAAGAUGAUGAAGAGGAGGAGGAGGAGGAAGAGGAUCAUGUCUAACAACAGACUGUAAACAAAUUAAACCUUUCUUCUUUCUCUUUGUGACCACAUAGCAAUGGCUGUGUCAGUAACAUGAGGUGUCUGUCUUUUCUCAGGGAGAGAACUGGGAGAGUUUGUUUUGCUGGAAUUGGCAGAUAUAGUAUUCCAGUGAUUAUCUGGGGCAAAUACUGAAUUUUCAAUGUAUUGGAAAUAAAGUAUAAUUGAGCACUUUA
This is a messenger RNA of Pyrgilauda ruficollis (rufous-necked snowfinch), 985 nucleotides long. It is a transcript of the gene CUNH1orf174, whose product is annotated as chromosome unknown C1orf174 homolog. The record is from RefSeq and is a predicted model, not a curated record. The transcript has 3 exons. The coding region runs from base 3 to 773 and encodes 256 amino acids. NCBI's taxonomy places the organism in Eukaryota, Metazoa, Chordata, Aves, Passeriformes, Passeridae.